GCUGGCACUGGGUCAGACAUUGGAUCGUCUGGCUGGACAGCGGGCAUCGGGUCACCCGGCAUCAGGUCAUUUGGCUCGACCGCGGGCACCGCAUCAUCUGGCAAGGCAGUGGGCUCCGAGUCAACUGGUAUGACCGCGGGCACUGGGUCAGACAUUGAAUCGUCUGACUGGACAGCGGGCAUCGGGUCACCAGGCAUCAGGUCAUUUGGCUCAACAGCGGGCACCGCGUCAUCUGGCAAGGCAGUGGGCUCCGAAUCAACAGGCACGACAGUGGGCACCGGGUCAUCAGGUACCGGAUUGUCUGGCUCGACAGCGGGCACUGGGUCACCAGGCAUCAGGUCAUUUGGCUUGCCAGCGGGCACCGCGUCAUCUGGCAAGGCAGUGGGCACCGGGUCACCAGGCAUUGGAUCGUCUGGCUCGACAGCGGGCAUCGGGUCACCAGGCAUCAGGUCAUUUGGCUCGCCAGCGGGCACCGCGUCAUCUGGCAAGGCAGUGGGCACCGAGUCACCAGGUACGACAGCGGGCUCUGAGUCAAUUGGCACGACAGCGAGCACCGGAUCAGGUACCGGAUCAUCUGGAUCAACAGCGGGCAUCGAGUCAACUGGCCUAAUAGGAUCAUCAGGCUGGAUCAGUUCAUCAUGCUGGGUAGGGGCAUCAGGCUGAAUGCCGGCGUCCGGCUGAGUAGAGG
This is a messenger RNA of Staurois parvus, 688 nucleotides long. The record is from the annotation of a GenBank genome assembly. Lineage: Eukaryota; Metazoa; Chordata; Amphibia; Anura; Ranidae.